UACUAUCACAAUGUGAUUAACUUCAUGUAACUAUCUUUUAUAAGGGAGAAUCAAUAUUUAUUGAGUAUUUGGUUUGUUAGUUUCUAUCACCAUAUAGUCACCAAUCACCAUGCCAUUUGGUUUGGUCUCAGCUUGGAACAAACGGCGGCGAAGCAAGUCUCGAGAUCAUUCAGACCCUUGGAUUUAUAAACCUGCAGAGGUUUGGCAACUUGAAGAUCAAACACCACAACCUACUAAAAGGAGGCAUGGAUCAAAUGUUUUCACACUCAAGGAGAUGGAAAGUGCAACAUAUUCAUUCAGUGAUGAUAAUCUUAUCGGAAAAGGAGGAUUUGGAAGGGUCUACAAGGGCACUUUGAAGUCAGGAGAGGUUGUAGCAAUAAAGAAAAUGGAAAUGCCUGCAAUUGAGGGAGAGCGUGAAUUUCGUGUAGAAGUUGACAUAUUAAGCAGGCUCGACCACCCAAAUCUUGUUUCUUUGAUAGGGUAUUGUGCUGAUGGGAAGCAUAGAUUCCUAGUAUAUGAAUAUAUGCAAAAUGGAAACCUGCAAGAUCAUUUGAAUGGAAUCAGGGAAAGAAAAAUGGAUUGGCCUGAAAGACUAAGAGUGGCAUUAGGAGCUGCAAAAGGGCUUGCUUAUCUUCACUCAAGUUCUUGUGUUGGAAUUCCUAUUGUUCAUAGAGAUUUCAAAUCCACCAAUGUUCUUUUAGAUUCCAAUUUUGAAGCAAAGAUAUCAGAUUUCGGGUUUGCAAAGCUAAUGCCAGAAGGACAAGAGAUACAUGUAACUGCCGGAGUACUCGGCACAUUUGGGUAUUUUGACCCCGAGUAUACAUCGACUGGGAAACUAACUCUACAAAGUGAUGUUUAUGCUUAUGGUGUUGUUCUUCUGGAGCUUUUGACAGGACGUCGCGCUGUAGAUCUAAACCAGGGUCCAAAUGAUCAAAACCUUGUACUACAGGUUAGGCACUUAUUGAAUGACGGCAAGAUGAUCCGUAAGAUGAUUGAUGCAGAGAUGGCUCGAAAUUCUUACACCAUUGAAUCAAUAUCCAUGUUUGCCAAUCUUGCAUCGCGAUGUGUCCAUCCUGAGAGUAACGAGAGACCUUCAAUGAAAGAUUGUGUCAAAGAAAUUCAAAUGAUUAUCUAUACAAAUACAAAAGGCUUGGGAAUGGUUAUGCAUAGCUUAAGAAUGCUCUAGUGUUAAAAAUGUGUAACCAUGGUUUCCUAUCGAUUUGAACAAAUUAAACUAUUCUAUUUUUUGUAGUAGGUUCUUUUGUUCAUGUUUAGAUAUCGAACUGAAUGGUGUGACCAAGAAAUAUUUGUCAUGGUUGUACAUAAAGUCA
Medicago truncatula (barrel medic) is the source of this 1331-nucleotide messenger RNA. Its product is annotated as probable serine/threonine-protein kinase PBL28. The coding region runs from base 110 to 1186 and encodes 358 amino acids. Gene Ontology annotation, biological process: protein phosphorylation. NCBI's taxonomy places the organism in Eukaryota, Viridiplantae, Streptophyta, Magnoliopsida, Fabales, Fabaceae. The record is from RefSeq and is a predicted model, not a curated record. Gene Ontology annotation, molecular function: ATP binding; protein kinase activity. The transcript has 7 exons.